This is a messenger RNA of Rhinichthys klamathensis goyatoka, 2069 nucleotides long. It is a transcript of the gene slc8b1, whose product is annotated as solute carrier family 8 member B1. The coding region runs from base 120 to 1865 and encodes 581 amino acids. Gene Ontology annotation, cellular component: membrane. Gene Ontology annotation, molecular function: calcium:sodium antiporter activity. Gene Ontology annotation, biological process: intracellular calcium ion homeostasis; calcium export from the mitochondrion. The transcript has 15 exons. Lineage: Eukaryota; Metazoa; Chordata; Actinopteri; Cypriniformes; Leuciscidae. The record is from RefSeq and is a predicted model, not a curated record.
AGCCUAUAUCACACGGAAGGAAAAAAAACCGAGUCAGAACCACGAAAGCUGCUGUCGAUAAAAUUCAACUAUUAGUGCUGAACAUUGAAAAGCAAUGUUGAAGGAGUAUCUGCGUACAAAUGCGUGCUCUGCUCUUAGUGUUGUUUUGCACCGUUGCUCUGCAAUGGGAUCGUGUCAGCUGCCAGAAAUCCGUUUACCUCGUUGCUCUUGGGAAUGUCUGGAGUUCAGACAGACCUGCAGGAGUUACACUGAACCGCAAUGGAGACGAGUGUGAUGUUGUGAUGAACCUGUCUGCCAGCCAGAGAUGUGAGUUUGUGAAGAAUACCCCAGACUGUGCUUCAGAUGAAGGGUUCAUCAAAUACCCUUGGGUCACCUUUUGUCUGUUCCCACCUAAUCUGCUGCCCCUAGUCAUCACACUCUAUGUAAUCUGGCUGUUUGUUUUGUUCCUCAUUCUCGGGCUGAUUGCAUCAGACUUUUUCUGCCCAAAUCUUUCAGCCAUUUCCUCCUCACUAAGACUGACUCAUAAUGUGGCCGGAGUAACGUUCCUGGCACUUGGAAAUGGGGCUCCAGAUGUGUUCAGUGCCAUGGCUGCUUUCUCUCACCCUCAGACUGCUGGUCUUGCUGUUGGAGCAUUGUUUGGGGCAGGAAUCUUUGUUACAACAGUGGUAGCUGGGAGCAUUGCUCUGAUUAAACCUUUCACUGUUGCAUCCCGUCCAUUUCUCCGCGAUGUCAUUUUCUACAUGGCGGCUGUAUUUUGGACCUUCAAUAUCCUAUACAAAGGCCACAUUUCCAUGGGAGAAGCCGUGGGUUAUCUGGGGUUGUAUAUUGCAUAUGUUUUGACUGUGAUUGUGAGUGCAUAUGUUUACAAUCGUCAGAAGCAUCAACUAAAUGAAUCGGCACAGAGCUCAGGCAGAGAACACGAAGAGAUUCUCCCGUCUGAUUCAUUUAGAGAAACUCAGAGUGGCAGCAUACAAGCAGAUGAUGGAGAGGAGUAUGAGCCUUUGCUGCCUUACAAUCAAUCUACUGCUCAGAUCUUCCUGAAUGCUAUUAACCCAGUGGACAGCCGGACCUGGAGGAGACGGCACUGGAGUUCCAGAGUCCUCAAAGUGAUCAAGGUGCCUGUAGAAGUGCUGUUAUUGUUGACCGUUCCUGUGGUGGACACAGAUAAGGAGGAUCACAACUGGAAACGGCCUCUUAACUGUCUGCACAUAAUCACUGGGCCUCUGGUGUGUGUGCUCACAUUCCAGUCUGGAAAGUAUGGCUUAUACCUCAUUGAAGGAGAAUUUCCUGUCUGGGUGCUUACAGUCUGCAUUGGAGUCUUCCUCUCAGCCAUCGUCUUCUUCACUACCACAAAUAAUCAUCCUCCUAGAUAUCACUUUCUCUAUUCAUUGCUAGGUUUUGUGGUCAGUGCUCUGUGGAUCAGCACUGUGGCGGCUGAGAUUGUCAGUGUGCUGCAUCUGCUGGGGAUUGUUCUCAGACUCAGCAACACUGUACUGGGACUCACCUUGUUAGCCUGGGGCAACAGCAUCGGAGAUUGCUUUGCAGACAUUACUAUAGCCCGUAAGGGAUACCCACGGAUGGCCAUCUCUGCCUGUUUUGGUGGCAUUAUCUUUAAUAUGCUGUUUGGUGUAGGUCUGGGCUGCCUGCUGCAAAUGUUUCAGAAUAAUAACGUAACGCUGGAACCAGAGGGGGUGCUGUGCUGGGUUCUCUCAGGAGCGCUGGGUCUGUCUCUGGUCCUCUCCUUCAUACUGGUUCCUCUUCAGUGUUUCCAUCUGAACAGAGUCUAUGGCAUUUUUCUACUGAUCUUCUACAUUGUCUUUCUCAUCGUCGCCCUCCUCACCGAAUUUAGAAUUAUCCAAUUCUAACAUCAGCAGAAACACUAACCAGAUGGAUGCAAAUAUCUUAAGACUCUCAUAGAAAUAUAUUUAAGAAUAUAAAUAUUUUUGUAAAUGCACAUGUGUUUGAAGAUCAUGAGCCACUAAUUACUGUACAGUUAAAUUGUUUUCAAUCAACUAUAAUCUUGAAUCAUGAGAUUAAAAUGUAUUUUAUUAAACAGAACAUUUGCAAAU